CAAAAAAUAAAAGAAGAGAGAAAAUCUGGAGAAAAGAAGAACAUAUUUUAAUUUAACCUUACUUUUUACAUUUGUAAAUUUUACAUGUGCAUUUUUGCUAAUGUAAAUUGUAUUUUCUGUUGUUAAUAUAAUUAAAAGUUAAAUGGAUUACACAGUAGGAAGUUUAGCAGACCUUAUAUCUGGCCAAAAUACCGAAAAUAAGACCAAAGUUAAGAAAAUUAAAAUAAAAACGAAUGAAGGUAAAAAGAAAAACUUGGCAGUAACUGAAAAAGUAAAAAAUAAAAAUAAAGAAAAGCUCGAGGAAAACGUGCAAAUUAGUAAACCAAAAAAGCGUAAAAUAAAAGAUGUUUCAUCUAAACAUAUAAAAAAGCCUAAAACUGAUUUUAAUUCCCUAGCUGAUAGUGACGACGAAACUUCUGUUAAUCAAACUGAAAUUAAUUCAAAUGAACAAAAUGAAGAUGUGAAAAUAAAAAAGGAAAAAAUAGUGCCAACUCCAGAGGAAUUAGCAAGAACUAUAUACGUAGGUAAUGUACCAAUAGAUACACAGAAAAAGAAAAUGAAACAGAUUUUUAAGAAAUAUGGUCCUAUUGAGUCCGUAAGGUUUAGAGGUAUUCCUAUAGCUAAUCCAAAGAUACCGAAAAAGAUUGCCGUUAUCAAAAAAGACUUCCAUCCUGACCGAAACAGCGUUUAUUGUUAUAUAAGAUUUAUUAAUAAAGAAGAUGCCCAAGAAGCUUUAGUAGAAAAUGGAGUUUUGUUUCAAGAGCAUCAUCUGAGUGUCAGACCUUGCAGUAUUAAAAAAGAAACUCCAGAUGAAUCUAAGGCAAUAUUUAUCGGGAAUUUGAUUUUCAAUGCUGAAGAGGAAGAUCUAUGGAAAUUGUUUGAACCUUGUGGUCCAAUUUCACAUAUUAGAAUAAUACGUGAUACAUAUAGUGGUAUGGGCAAAGGUUUCGCUUAUGUUAACUUUAAAGAUUCUGAUGGAGUGCAACUAGCUCUAGAAAUGGAAAAUGUUAAACUAGGAAACAGAGAAUUAAGAAUUAAACCAUCAAGUGCUUCUUCUGCAAAGAAAAACAAAAAUAGGCCUAUAGAAAUAAAUGCUAAUCCACAAUGGAGAAAAAAACACCAUGGUAAACAAAAUGAACAUGAGAAUGGCAAUCAAAAAGGAAAUCCUAAUCCACAAUGGAGAAAAAAACCCCAUAAUAAACAAAAUAACCAUGAAAAUGGCAGUCGAAGAGUAGGUGCUAAUCCACAAUGGAGAAAUAAACAAUAUAAUAAACAAAAUGAACAUGAAAAUGGCAAUCAAACAGUAAAUGCUAAUCCACAAUGGAGAAAAAAACAAUAUAAUAAACAAAAUGAACAUGAAAAUGGCAAUCAAACAGUAAAUGCUAAUCCACAAUGGAGAAAAAAACAUACUAAGCAAAAUGAACAUGAGAAUGACAAUACCAAUGAAUAUAAAAGUAAAUCAGAGAAACCUAAUUAUACACAAAAUCAAAACUUCCAGGGAGCCAAAUUCAGUACCAAAAAGAAAAACAAAGUAAAUAAAGGGUUGCUGCAAAAGAAAAAAAAUGUUAAAAAAAUUGCUCCUAUUUCGAAAUAAUAAAAUGUCAUUUGAAAGAUAAUUUUUAAUUAAGUAAAUAAUAAAUGUUAUUUCU
Messenger RNA from Psylliodes chrysocephalus, 1649 nucleotides. NCBI's taxonomy places the organism in Eukaryota, Metazoa, Arthropoda, Insecta, Coleoptera, Chrysomelidae. The record is from the annotation of a GenBank genome assembly.